AUGAACCAAGACACCAAGCCGAACUUUUACUUUAGCAGCGAGUCGGCCGUGGCGCAAGGAGGCGCAGACUUCGUGGGGGAGAGAAACCCGAACUACACGGCGACACCCGCUGGGGAAUCGGAUGGGCAGACGAUUCCGGCCAAUACGACGGACCAUGGCGGGUACAAGGGCGUGCACCCCAUUGCGGCCUUCUUCCACGUCUGCUUCAAGUUAGCGGCGAUUCUGGUCUUCUUGUUAGGCGGCGUCUUCGGCCUCAAGUACGUGUUGAUCCUUGUCGUCACGAUCUUACUGCUCACCGCCGACUUCUGGACGACCAAGAACGUGACGGGCCGCAUCCUUGUCUCCAUGCGGUGGUGGAAUGAGGUACAAGAGGAUGGGACGACUCAGUGGAUAUUCGAGAGCAGCCCCGAGGCGGAUCAGCGUGUGAACGCGUACGACAACUGGUUCUUCUGGGUCACCACUGGCGCGAAUUGUAUGACCUGGGUGGUGCUCCUCUUCCUGAACUUCCUGUCCUUCAAGUACUUGCCUAUCACCCUCGCUGGCGUACUGCUCUCCGGCGCAAACUUCCUUGGCUACUUCAAGUGCCGCCGCGACGCACAGCAGAAGGUCACAUCCUUCAUGCUUUCCCAGGCGGCGGCGCGGCCACAGGCGGCCGGGCAUGUCGCGUCCUUUUUCAUGGGCGGCGGUGGCGGCACCAACACCAACACCGCCCACGGCGGCGGCAACGCGAACCAGUAG
Leishmania major strain Friedlin is the source of this 738-nucleotide messenger RNA. RefSeq lists its product as hypothetical. Gene Ontology annotation, cellular component: Golgi membrane. The coding region runs from base 1 to 738 and encodes 245 amino acids. The transcript has a single exon. The record is from RefSeq and is a predicted model, not a curated record. Lineage: Eukaryota; Euglenozoa; Kinetoplastea; Trypanosomatida; Trypanosomatidae. Gene Ontology annotation, biological process: vesicle-mediated transport; protein secretion.